UAUAAAAGAAUUUAGAAUAACAUUCCUAAAAAAAAUAUAAACAUAUAAAUAGCAAUUUAAUUUUGUCAUAAAAUUCGAAAUUUUAAAGUAUAAGAAGUGGAUAUGAAUCUUACUUUGUUAAAUAAAUCGAAGAAUCAACAUGACGAUGAACCAAAUUCGAAGACUGCUGAUAAGAGUUCUCUAACACCCUUCUUAAUGUGGACAGUUAUGGUAAUUGUAAUGAGCUCAUACCAAUACGGUUACGCGAUAGGAGUGGUCAACCCUCCAGAAAAGAUACUAAGAUCUUGGUACAAUGAAACCCACUAUGAAAAGACGGGCAAACCACUUACAAAAGUAAAUAUUGUUCUGUUAUGGGGAUUCACGGUGGGAAUAUUUUGCAUCGGUGGAAUGUUUGGAGGUUUGAUUGGAGGGACUCUGACACAGAGAUAUGGAAGGAGAGGAUGCUUAUUGUUAAAUAAUUUACUGGCAAUCUCUGGAGCAGUGUUAAUGGGUUCGGCAAAACCUGCUAAAUCAUAUUACAUGAUCAUUUUGGGACGAUUACUUAUAGGAUUCAAUGCAGGAGUAUCUUCAGUAGCAGUCCCCAUAUAUCUAGCCGAUGUUUCACCGGUCAACUUAAGAGGAGCUAUAGGAAGUGUCAAUCAAUUAGGAAUAGUUGUGUCUUUGCUUGUAGCACAAUUUUUGGGGCUCCCUCAAUUUCUGGGAAAUGACAAAGGAUGGCCUAUAAUGUUUUCUUUAAGCAUUGCACCAGCCUUAUUACAAACUGGCUUAUUGUUUUUGGUACCAGAAAGCCCGCCCUAUUUACUUGCUAAACGAGACCUCAAAGAUGCCAGAUCAGCAUUAUACAAAUUGAGGCCGCAAAAUGGCGCGCAAGUGGAAAAGGAAUUGGAAUUGAUGAAACAAGAAUCAGAGAAUGAAAAGAAAAUAGUGAACACAUCUUGGAAGGACAUGAUAAUGUUUCCUGUUUACAGAAGAGCCCUGGCUGUAGCUAUUAGAUGCCAUAUGGCUCAACAACUGUCCGGAAUAAACGCUGUCAUGUUUUUUUCGACAAGUAUAUUCAUGAAAGCAGGCUUGAGUGCUAGCAAUGCUGUAUACGCGACAUGCGGUAUAGGUACCCUCAAUUUAGCAGCAACUAUAUUUUCAAUGAUCAUCAUAGAGAAAGCUGGAAGGAGAAUCCUAUUUCUCAUAGGAUUGGGUGGCAUGUGGAUCUGUACUAUUCUACUUACAGUGUUCCUCCUACUAGGGCAAACAUAUCCAUGGUGUGCUUACAUAUCUAUCCUUUUGGUAAUGGCGUUCGUGACAUUUUGUGCUAUUGGACCAAAUGCUAUAGCAUGGUUCAUAUCAGUCGAACUUUUCCCUCCUGGUCCAAGACCUAAAGCUAUGAGUUUAUCCGUAAUUUUUAAUUGGUUUUCUACUUUUCUUGUGGGAUCAUUGUUUCCAUUAUUAUUUGUAGGAUUAGGCGAUUACGUGUUUUUGAUAUUCACGGCGCUACUGGCUAUAUUUUGGUUGUUCACUUAUCUCUAUCUACCCGAGACAAAAAAUAAAAUGGCGGACGAAAUGAUCCAAUACUUUAUGACUGAUGAAGAAAAAAAAUCAGCUUUCGUAAUGAAUAAGGUUUUUGGUAAAACCCCGGAAGAGGUGAAAUUGGAUAACGAGGAAAGAAGAAACUUGUCCAAAAAAGAUGACAUGAAAAAUAAAACCAAGAUACUUGUCGAUGGCUCUAAUGAUUUCAAAGAUUCCCCUGAUAAUAUUUAAAUAAUUCAUAUUUAUACCUAAAUAUUUGUGUGUAAUAAUUACCUUCAUGUGAUUAUCAUAUCGAUGAUUUCAUUUUACUAGGUAUCAUUUUAAUAAUUUGUUUCUUUAAAUAUUAUAUUGCCAAAUAAAUUUAUUUAU
Molecule: messenger RNA, 1890 nt
Organism: Gordionus sp. m RMFG-2023
Lineage: Eukaryota; Metazoa; Nematomorpha; Gordioida; Chordodea; Parachordodidae
Product: solute carrier family 2, facilitated glucose transporter member 1-like
Exons: 12
Coding region: 103-1752 (549 amino acids)
Biological process (GO): monosaccharide transmembrane transport
Cellular component (GO): membrane
Molecular function (GO): hexose transmembrane transporter activity
Source: RefSeq, a predicted model, not a curated record